CUCUGCUUAUGAUAAUGUCAACAAAGUCCGAGUAGCAAUCAAGAAAAUCAGUCCCUUCGAGCACCAGACCUACUGCCAGCGGACCCUGAGGGAGAUAAAAAUCUUACUGCGCUUCAGACACGAGAACAUCAUCGGGAUCAAUGACAUUAUCCGAGCGCCGACCAUCGAGCAGAUGAAAGAUGUAUAUAUAGUACAGGAUCUCAUGGAAACAGAUCUUUACAAGCUCUUGAAGACACAACACCUCAGCAACGACCAUAUCUGCUAUUUUCUUUAUCAGAUCCUCAGAGGGUUAAAAUAUAUCCAUUCAGCUAACGUUCUGCACCGCGACCUCAAGCCUUCCAACCUGCUGCUCAACACCACCUGCGAUCUCAAGAUCUGCGACUUUGGCCUGGCCCGUGUUGCAGACCCAGACCAUGAUCACACAGGGUUCCUGACAGAGUACGUAGCCACACGUUGGUACAGGGCUCCGGAAAUCAUGUUGAAUUCCAAGGGCUACACCAAGUCCAUCGACAUCUGGUCCGUGGGCUGCAUCCUGGCAGAGAUGCUCUCGAACAGACCCAUCUUCCCCGGGAAGCACUACCUCGACCAGCUGAACCACAUUCUCGGUAUCCUUGGAUCCCCAUCACAGGAAGACCUGAAUUGUAUUAUAAACUUAAAAGCUAGAAACUAUUUGCUCUCUCUUCCACACAAAAAUAAGGUUCCAUGGAACAGGCUGUUUCCAAACGCCGACUCCAAAGCUCUGGACUUACUGGACAAAAUGUUGACGUUCAACCCUCACAAGAGGAUUGAAGUGGAACAGGCUCUGGCCCACCCGUAUCUGGAGCAGUAUUAUGACCCAAGUGACGAGCCCGUCGCUGAAGCACCAUUCAAGUUCGACAUGGAAUUGGAUGACUUGCCUAAGGAGAAGCUGAAAGAGCUCAUCUUUGAAGAGACCGCUAGAUUCCAGCCGGGAUACAGAUCUUAAACUCGCCAGGACGAGGGCUCAGAGGACUGGACGUGCUCAGACAGCGGUGUUCUUCUUCCCAGUUCUUGAUCCCUGGUCCUGUCUCCAGCCCGUCUCGGCUUAUCCACUUUGACUCCUUUGAGCCGUUUGGAGGGGCGGUUUCUGGUAGUUGUGGCUUUUAUGCUUUCAAAGAAUUCCUUCAGUCCAGAGAGUUACUCCUGGCGCCCCUGCGUGUCACCCCUGGGUGACCGCGGCAGUAUGUCCUCUGGGUGCACUCACUGCUUACCGUCGCUUCAGUCACUAAUCACUUUCUGGUUUGAAAGAUGCAGUGGUUCCUCCCUCUCCUGACUCCUUUCCUACCCCACGCCCUGCUCCCCGUGCAGCCACACUGGAGCACGCUCUUUUCCGAUUGGCUCUCGUCACUGGCAUCUCACUCGAUGAUAGGGAAGGCCACUACCUAGGGCACUUUACGUCAGUGACAGCCCCGUAUUUGCACUUCACCUUCCGGCCGUAGCGUCUGCCCGGAGCAGGCGCUCGAGGAGACAGCGUGGAAGCCGUUGCAGUCCGCUGCAGGUGCUUCUGUCUCAGAGCCUUUGGGGAGCGCUGGCCAGCAUCUUCCCUCAUGUUAGUCACUAACAUGUUCAAGGCAGGUGCUGUCUGCCAGCUCUUCGGAAAGUCAGUCAUGUUUCUAAUUGAAAAGCAGGCCCGCCCCCGGCAGUGUCAUCGUGUAGAUUUGCUGUGGUUACCCGUACCAUGUAUAGAGGAAUGACACCUGCCGAAACGCGCUCCCUGCAGGACGUAGUGCUCACAAGGCCCACCAGAAAGAUGGCGAGUGGCAGCUCCGCCCAGCCCGUGGGCACAGUGCACAGGCAGGGCCGGGCUGAGCGGUUUCUGGAGGAGCCGCAGGCCAACCAGGCCGGGGCUCCACCGCGGGGCACACGUGCCCCCAAGCUACUUCUCGCUGUGUGUGGUCCCCGAGCCACAUUCAGCCCGAGGGUGGAGCGGAGAGGAACACACUGCAUCUUUAAAUGAGAAAGUGUACGAUUUUUUCCUUCUACAGCAUGUCAGCAUCCCGAGUCCAUUUCUCAACCUACAAUAUAGCAGUUUGUAACGAGCCUUCCUGAGCUCACAUGAAGCACCGUUCUGUCGUCAAGUACUCUUAAACAUUUCUGCGCCUGCUGAGCUCAGGCGCUCAGAAAGGCUAGCACUCAGUCACGUUCGGAGCGCCGUCCGUACCUCCCCGGUCUCUAAGUACUCGUCCCUGCCGCUGUGUGCUGUGGAGCUGACUCGGGGUUCUGGACUCCCCACUGCUCUCUGUGCUGAGAAAUUUGCCUUGUUCAAUAAUUACUGUACCCUCGCAUGACUGUUACAGCUUUCUGUGCAGAGAUGACUGUCCAAGUGCCACAUGCCUAUGAUUGAAACGAAAAAUCUCUCGUGACCUCUGAGCUGUGUUCCACGGAAACGCUGUCCAGCAGCUCAUUUAGGAAAGAGCACUUCUAUUUUUAGCUUUUCGUUUCUCGGCUGUCCUUUUCUUCUCGUUUGAUUUCUGACAGCAGUGGAGAAUGGUUCGAUAGAGACUGCCUGCUAACGUGAACAGAAAUGCACUUGUAAUUCCUGGAAAUAAACGUACAUCUCCUACCUUCACAUUCA
Messenger RNA from Tupaia belangeri chinensis (Chinese tree shrew), 2593 nucleotides. RefSeq names its product mitogen-activated protein kinase 1 (gene MAPK1). The record is from RefSeq and is a predicted model, not a curated record. Gene Ontology annotation, molecular function: ATP binding; MAP kinase activity. NCBI's taxonomy places the organism in Eukaryota, Metazoa, Chordata, Mammalia, Scandentia, Tupaiidae. Gene Ontology annotation, biological process: protein phosphorylation.